AUGUGUGUAGAGAAUGCUGCUGCUCUGGAGGAGCUGCUACUGAGUACGAGAGUUCCCGGUGCUGUCUCCUUUGACUCAGUUCCUCUCCUUACCCAGACUAUUGUCCUCACCAGUCUCACCUCCACACCAUCUCUGGUCUUUCUGGUCUGUCUGGCCCCCGACACGGCUUACUGCUGCUCCCGCUGUGCCCAGAAGAAAUGGCCCCCAUCCUCCUGCCCCCUUUCGGCCCCUCAAAACCCCCACAGUUCCUCUUACCCCCCUCAAACCCCCCUCAGUCCUCUCCUGUUACCCCCUCGGGACCUCCAGGUCCCCCAGAAGACUCCUCUCCUGCCCCCUGUGGACACACACCACUCCACCACUAAGAUCUCCCAGACCCCCAGGGCUGGGUCAGGGUUACUCCCUGAGGGGAAGUGGAGGAUGCUUGGGGAGGUGACCCGGUCUGUUGGGAGGUUUCAGGUGGCUCAGAUUCAGGAGCAGAGGCCUGGUUCCAUGGAGAUGAUAUUCUGCCCAGAGUCGAGUGACUCAGACUCAGUGGAGGAUUCAUCUCUGCUGGGGGCGAACAAGUCAUCCUCGUCAUCAUCCUCAUCAGCUGCCAGGGGUACACAGGAGUCCACAGAACAUUCUGCUUUUUGGAGUGCUGUUGAGUUCUCUCAGGAGACCCUGACCCUGCACACAGAGGACCUAAACAUUCGCAGAGAGGAAUGCUGGGUAAAAAUAACUCUACCUCGCUGAUCGAUGGAUGUGAUGGGAUUCCAAAAUGGCGACCAGAGAAGUUGAUUAUCCUCUUCGUUACGAUUUGGGAAGUUAGCCUGGGUGCUUGUUGGGAAGUUAGCCUGAGUGCCAGACAAAGGGAAACCCUUCUAUUUAUAACACAAACAAGUUGUAUUUUAUCCUAUUGUCUUUAGAGGCAGGGAGACGAGAGGAGGAACAAACUAUGAAUUAACCCAACCGUGUGGUUGUGCUUCCAUAAGACUCUGGACAGGUUGGAGGACCUUAACACCGUCUGCACGCGACACUGUGCAAUACACACACACACACACACACACACACACACACACACACACACACACACACACACACACACGGAGGUAGGCCUACAUAGACACAUAGCACACAUACAAAAAAGAACAAGUAUUAUUAUUAUUAUAGGAAACCACUCCAUUUUGUAGUGCAGAAAACUUUUAAUCAUUUUUCUAACACUUUUAGCUGUUUUGACUUGUUAUAUUUGAAACGCUGAUUGGCGUAAGUUUUAGGCCUUCUUGAUAAUGUUGAAUGUAGUCUCCAACAUUGACAGAGAGACAUGAUAAUAUACAAACAGCAUGAACUACAUGUUGGACUAUUUAGGUCUUAUAGAUGGAAUUUAACUUCAUUUAGUUUCUGAUUCAAGUUGAACAUGUGGUAACCGCGGUGUAAAUGACUGUAUAUACUGUAUGUACAUAGGGAUGUGAAUAUUGACACUCUUAGAUUUGUACAGAGGAGGGUCAGACAGCGACAGGGACAGAGUCAGGGACAGGGACAGAGUCAGGGAGAAGAUCAGGGACAGGAC
Molecule: messenger RNA, 1546 nt
Organism: Salvelinus sp. IW2-2015
Lineage: Eukaryota; Metazoa; Chordata; Actinopteri; Salmoniformes; Salmonidae
Source: RefSeq, a predicted model, not a curated record